AUGAGCUAUUUUGGAUUGACCAAGCUGAUUGGCAGAAUCCCAGUCUUGGCACCAGCUCAAAACGAGGCGAAAUCUUUGGAAAACCCCAAGCUCAUCAAAAAUCUUCCGCCGCUUGAAUCCAUCAUCAGCCUGCAAGACUUUGAAGAUGCUGCAAGAUCUUGCCUUAACGAGCGGUCCUGGGUAUAUGUUUCUGGUGCUUCUAACGACUGCUACACAGCGUCCAAGAACACCGAGAUGUAUCAGUCCGUCUUUUUGCGACCUCGAGUCUGUAGGCCUAUCAGUCAGGUCGACACGAGCACAGCAAUACUGGGCCACCGCUUUCAAGUUCCCAUCUUCAACGCUCCCGCGUCCUUGGCUAUGCUAACGCACCCGUCAGCUGAGGUUGGGUUGGCAAAAGGCCUGUCAGCGUCCGGAAGCACUAUUAUAGUGCCUACCCUCGCAUCCUACUCGCUGGGCGAGGUCGCCGAAGGUCUGCCCCAGAACCAUCCCUUCUUUUUCCAACUGUACAUUCCUCGAGAUCCCUCAGCAUUAGCCAAACUCCUGGAAGAAAUCCGUCGUGCUUCACCAGUGGCUGUCAUGGUAACUGUGGAUCUACCGGUCUUUAGCAAAAGAGAGGCAAACGAGCGUUAUGAGAUGAGAAUGGCGAAGGAAAAGGGCAACUCAAAGGACAACAAACAGAAGAAGAAGCAAUCCCGCGCCGCGAGUGCAGCAAUCAGCCCAGACGUCACAUGGACCCAAAUCCAAACGAUCAAGGAGAAAUUGGGAAUACCCAUCUUUAUCAAGGGGAUCCAGUGCGCCGAAGAUGCUAUGAAGGCCUUUGAAAGCGGCUGUGAAGGGAUUUACAUAUCCAAUCACGGCGGGCGGGGUGUUGACACAUCGCAGCCAGCGCUUCUAACCCUAGCAGAGAUCAAUAUCAAGUACCCAACGCUCUUAUCCAAAAUGAGUGUCUUUAUAGAUGGGGGUAUUCGUCGAGGCACGGAUGUUUUCAAAGCCAUCUGUCUCGGUGCUCACGGUGUCUGUCUUGGUCGACCUUUCUUUUAUGCUCUGAUGUAUGGAGAGGAUGGUGUGCGGCAUCUGAUGAAUAUCUUGCGAGAUGAGCUGGAAAACGCCAUGCAGUUGUGUGGAACACAAUGCUUAAGUGAAGCUCACCCGGGAUUCCUGAACACCAAGGCCCUUGUGAGUAUGGUUGAUACAGGCGAAGUGCUAAACAUGGGAAGCAAACUAUAA
Fusarium verticillioides 7600 is the source of this 1227-nucleotide messenger RNA. RefSeq lists its product as hypothetical. Lineage: Eukaryota; Fungi; Ascomycota; Sordariomycetes; Hypocreales; Nectriaceae. Gene Ontology annotation, molecular function: oxidoreductase activity; FMN binding. The record is from RefSeq and is a predicted model, not a curated record. The coding region runs from base 1 to 1227 and encodes 408 amino acids. The transcript has 2 exons.